AUGGGGCUCCAGUAUACUGUGCAGUACAAGAAAGGUGUUCUCAAUGGGGCUGCAGACGCAUUGUCCAGGAAGCCUGUCCAUUCCUCACCAUUGAUGGUAGCCACUGUGGUGCAACCUGAUUGGCUUGACAAGGUCGUCGACAGCUAUAAGGAUGACUCCUACACUUCUCAGCUUAUACAGAAGUUGAUAAUUGAUCCCCAGUGUGACCCCCUCUUCUCAUUGUCCAAGGGAGUACUCAGAUACCAAGGCAGAAUUUGGAUUGGCCCAGACAAGGAAUUGCAACACACUAUUAUCUCUGCGUUCCAUGACAGUCCAGUGGGAGGACAGGUUAUGAGGUACCUUCUCGACCACGGCGGUGACCCUGCGAUGCCUGACGAGAUGGGCUCCACGCCGCUGCACUUUGCAGCAGUGGAAGGGCACUGUGAGGCUGCAAGGCUGUUGCUGUCCAAAGGAGUUCCUGUGGAUCUUGUUAAUUAUUGUGGGGCGCCAUUACACAUUGCUGCUUUUAAUGAUCAUGUUGAGGUUGUGAAGGUUCUGCUGGAGCAUGCUGCUGAUCUCAACAAAGUGUCCCAUCACUUUGCUUCACCCCUCCUGUUGGCUUGCUCUGCGAAGUCCUUGAAAUGCAUCAAGCUACUGAUUGAGGUUGGUGCUGAUGUGAAUGCUCCACCUGGUUACCCUGCAUCAGCUCCUUUAAUACAAGCAGUUAAAAAUGGCUUAACCGAGAUUGUCAAGUUGCUUCUAGAGGCUGGAGCUGACCCUAACACUCCUAACAUGGGUGGAAUCUAAUUAAAUAUCUCCUGAGAUACAACUACAAUAUAUAUUUUGUUCAUGUUCAACUAAAUACUGUACAGUAGGUUUUAUUCAAGUGCAUCUGUGUGGGUAUCCGUCAGUGUUUCAGACUUGGGAAGACAUCCCAAGUUUGCAGCUCUAGUGCUAAGUGGAAUAACAGGUCUUACAUAUCUCAUCUCAGAAUCAUGUUACUAGUAGGUUCCUCCAGGUCUAGUGCUAAGUUUGCAGCUCUAGGCUCUACUAGCAAUAACUUCUUAUUUUUAGGUGUUCUUCCGAGUCCAUGUACUAUGGUUCAAGAAGGGUAACUGUGUCUAGU
This is a messenger RNA of Lolium perenne, 1105 nucleotides long. RefSeq lists its product as uncharacterized. Gene Ontology annotation, molecular function: protein binding. NCBI's taxonomy places the organism in Eukaryota, Viridiplantae, Streptophyta, Magnoliopsida, Poales, Poaceae. The record is from RefSeq and is a predicted model, not a curated record.